Molecule: messenger RNA, 2547 nt
Organism: Gastrolobium bilobum
Lineage: Eukaryota; Viridiplantae; Streptophyta; Magnoliopsida; Fabales; Fabaceae
Product: probable receptor-like protein kinase At4g39110
Exons: 1
Coding region: 19-2547 (842 amino acids)
Biological process (GO): protein autophosphorylation
Cellular component (GO): plasma membrane; plasmodesma
Molecular function (GO): transmembrane receptor protein tyrosine kinase activity; ATP binding
Source: RefSeq, a predicted model, not a curated record
UCAUCCUUGUCAUCUUUGAUGGCUAUCCUCCUGGUCAUUCUCUUGGCCUUUUCUUCUCCUAUAUUUUCAGCAGGCCUACCUUCUUCUUCCUUCAUUCCUAAAGAUAACUUCCUCAUUGAUUGUGGUGCUGAGAAUGUAGCCACCCUCCCUGAUGGAAGACAAUUCAAAUCAGACCCACAAGCCAAAUCUUUCUUGCAAGCCAAUGAUGAAUAUAAAGUCUCAGCAGAUGGUGUGAAUGUUCCUUCCCCCAUAUACUCAAAUGCAAGGAUUUUCAUUCAGGAAGCUAAGUACUCCUUCCAUUUGGUUCAACCUGGCUUUCAUUGGGUUAGACUUCAUUUCUACCCCAUUAAAAACAAUGUCUUUGAUCUUCAGAAGGCUACUUUCUCUGUCAAUACAGAUACCUAUGUUCUUCUCCAUAGCUUCAAUGUUAACAAUAAUGAGAAGCCAAUCCUCAAGGAGUACCUCAUCAAUGUAACUCAACCCCAAUUCACCAUAUCCUUCAUUCCCUUGAAGAACUCGGCUGCAUUCAUCAAUGCCAUUGAAGUUGUUUCAGCUCCUGAUAACCUGAUCUUUGACAACGGCGCCGGCCUUUUCCCGGUCGCGGAAUUUACCGGCCUUACAGCUUAUGCUUUCCAACCUGUCUUCAGGCUCAACAAUGGAGGAUCUUUGAUCACCUCAUCAAAUGACACCCUGGCAAGAACUUGGGAAUCUGAUGAGCCUUUCCUCACAAACAAGAACUUGGCAAAGAAUGUCUCAGUGGCUACCAGUGCCAUUAAGUUUCCCAAGGAUACACCAACAAUUUCUCCUUUGAUUGCACCACAAACGGUGUAUGCUUCUGCCACUGAAAUGGGUGAUGCUGGUGUUAACCAGCCAAAUUUCAAUGUCUCAUGGAAAUUUGAUGUUGACACUUCUUUUAGUUACCUUGUUAGAUUGCAUUUCUGUGACAUUGUAAGCAAAGGGCUUAAUGAACUCUACUUUAACGUCUAUGUUAAUGGGAAAAUGGCAAUUCCUAACUUGGAUUUAUCAGCUAUUACUGGUGCAUUGUCAACCCCAUAUUACAAAGACAUUGUAGUCAAUGCAACAUUGAUGUCUCAAGGACUAACAGUUCAGGUUGGACCAGCAAAAUCUGAUGGUGGAGAUGCCAAUGCCAUUUUGAAUGGUAUAGAGGUCUUGAAGAUAAGCAAUUCUGUGAAUAGUUUGGAUGGAGAAUUUGGGGUUGAUGGAAGAAAAGCUAGCGGUUCUAACCGUGGGACAGUUGCAGCAGUUGGAUUUGCCAUGAUGUUUGGAGCAUUUGUUGGUCUUGGUGCUAUGGUGAUCAAGUGGCACAAGAGGCCUCAAGACUGGCAAAAGAGAAAUAGCUUCUCUUCAUGGUUACUUCCUUUACAUGCUGGUGAUACAAGCUUCAUGAGCAGCAAGAACUCGAUGGGAAAGAGCAACUUCUACUCCUCAUCAAUGGGUUUAGGCCGGUUUUUCUCCUUUGCAGAAUUACAAGAAGCCACCAAAAACUUUGAUUCAAAAAACAUUAUUGGUGUUGGUGGAUUUGGUAAUGUCUACUUGGGUGUGAUUGAUGAGGGGACUCAAGUUGCAGUUAAGAGAGGAAAUCCACAAUCAGAACAAGGUAUCACAGAAUUCCAAACUGAAAUUCAAAUGUUGUCCAAGCUUAGACACAGGCAUUUGGUGUCCUUGAUUGGAUACUGCGAUGAGAAUGAAGAAAUGAUCCUGGUUUAUGAAUACAUGCCUAAUGGACAUUUAAGAGACCAUCUUUAUGGAAAGAACAUGCCUUCUCUAUCAUGGAAGCAAAGGUUAGAUAUAUGUAUUGGAGCAGCUCGUGGUCUUCACUAUCUUCACACUGGCACAGCACAAGGUAUCAUUCACCGCGAUGUUAAGACCACUAACAUCUUGCUUGAUGAGAAUUUCACAGCCAAGGUUUCUGAUUUUGGACUUUCAAAGGAUGCACCAAUGGGCCAGGGUCAUGUUAGCACUGCAGUGAAGGGUAGCUUUGGUUAUCUAGACCCUGAGUACUUCAGGAGGCAGCAAUUGACAGAAAAAUCAGAUGUGUACUCUUUUGGGGUGGUUCUUCUAGAGGCAUUAUGUGCAAGGCCAGCCAUUAACCCUCAGUUACCGCGAGAACAAGUUAACUUAGCUGAUUGGGCAAUGCAAUGGAAGAGGAAGGGCUUGCUUGACAAGAUCAUUGACCCUCUCCUUGUUGGUUCAAUUAAUCCUGAAUCUAUGAAGAAGUUUGCUGAGGCUGCUGAGAAGUGUUUGGCUGAUCAUGGAGUUGAUAGGCCUUCAAUGGGAGAUGUUUUGUGGAACUUGGAGUAUGCAUUGCAACUUCAAGAAGCUUUCACACAAGGAAAGGUUGAGGAUGAGACUAAGUCCUCUGCAGCUGUUCCUACUUCACCUGCUCCCACAACACCUUCCACCACCUCUGAUAACCACCCAGUUGCUCCUACAGAAGUAAAUGAUGGUCCACCACAAGUACCAGCUAUUGAUGACCAUUCUGGAACUGCAGCGUUUGCACAGUUUGGUAAUAUCAGUGGCAGGUGA